Messenger RNA from Anopheles nili, 5322 nucleotides. RefSeq names its product heterogeneous nuclear ribonucleoprotein U-like protein 2. The record is from RefSeq and is a predicted model, not a curated record. The transcript has 10 exons. NCBI's taxonomy places the organism in Eukaryota, Metazoa, Arthropoda, Insecta, Diptera, Culicidae. Gene Ontology annotation, molecular function: protein binding. Bases 1 to 3339 code for a protein of 1112 amino acids.
AUGGAUUUAGCCAAACUCAAGGUGGCCGACCUUAAGGCCGAGCUUGCUGCGCGAAACCUAGAUACCAAAGGUGUGAAAGCGGUGCUAUUGGAGCGCUUGAAGGAGGCACUCGAACGAGAAUCGAGCUCUUCCGCCAACGCCAACGUCGAUAUGACUUCACAGUAUCUAAUGCAACAGCAGCACCAGGAAAAGCUGCUAAUGAUACAACGGCAGCAGAAGGAACAGCAGCAACUCCUUUUUCAACAGCAACAUAUGAAGCAGCAGCUUCUUCAGCAGCAGCGUGACGAGACCGAGCUGCUGCAGAUGGCUGCCGAGAUGCACGCCGAAGAGCAGCAGUUCAUCGAGGAUCUUUCCAUGCCCAGUAACCGACGCGUCGAUACACCGGUUAGAAGGCGCAGUGUGAGGCGCUCAAUGACAAGAUCGCCAUCCCCGACAAACAGUUCCGCGGACAAUCCACACGCGUCACUGAUGGGAAGUGCACGCAAACGGGGCCGAUCACGAUCAAUGACAAAGUCACCCUCUCCGCAGCGGCUCAUGAGCGAAGCGCCCUGUUUGGCGUCGGUGCAAGAAGAAGAACCGGACCCGGUUGUCGCAGGGACCGAGCAGCGGUUAGUCACAGAGGAACCGACGCCCCAGCCGACCGUGGUUCCCUGUGACGAACUGCCUUCCGUACCCGAUGAUACACCCUCGGAGCAAAAGGCACCGUCCGAGGCGUCGACGGAGCCUGUUUCCGCUAUGGAGGUCGAAGAAUACAAAGAAUCCCUCGAGCCGGUGUUAACGGCGAAGCAGGAAGUAAAGGUAGAAGAAGAGGUCAAGCCUCCUCCGGCGGUUGAAACGGUUGACGAGACGGCACUGGUCGAAGCAUCGGUGCCUGCGAGCAAGCAAGAGGAGGAACCAACGGAGGGUGACGACACGAAAGCUAAACCGGACGAGUCUGCCAACAACCCAGUGGCAGCAAAUGAAUCCGACGAGAAGGCACCCGCUAAGGCCGCCGAGGAUGCGCCCAGCGAGACAGCAAAGACGGACGGCGCUAAAACAAACGACAAGAAGGACUCGUCACAGAACCAGGCACAGAACAGCAUGAUUGAGUUUGUGUCGGAAGAGGUCGAGCCGCAGUUGCCGGAGGAGGCUGCUAACACGUUCACGCUCAGUUGGUAUGAUUCCAACCUGAACAUGGUCAUCGAUGACAAGGAUCUGCUUUCGGCGAAAACCCUCUCCGACGGUAUAUUCGGGCUGGUAUGGGCCGGUGCCCGUGCGAGUAGGGGCGUCCUUGGCGGGAAGGUGUUUUACGAAGUAUUAGUAACGGACAAUUUGUUACCGGCCACAAAGUCACGGUUUGUUCCGGAUGGUGAAACGCCGACGCUGGAGAUGCGAUUGGGCUGGUCGACGGCCGUUGAGGGCAAGCUGCAGCUCGGCGAAACGGAACACUCGUACGGAUACUCCAGCUGCGGAAAGAAGGUGACCGGCGGAAACUUUGAACAGUACGGCGUGGCAUACGGCAAGAACGAUGUGGUCGGUGUAUACCUGGACAUGGAGUCGUCUCCGUGCAGGAUGCAGUUCACCGUGAACCGCGUGCGGCAGGGCGAGGCGUUCGAGUUCGAGAAGGACAGCUUGGACGGCAAGGCGCUGUUUCCGCAUGUCUAUGCGAAGAAUCUGGCGUUCAAAGUAAACUUUGGCACGGUGUCGGAAGGUUUCCCCUUGAGUGCCGAGGAGAAGAAGGCCCCCUCAAACACGGAGCAAUCGGCGGCCACCGAAACGCCCAAGGAAGAAGCGAAGGAAAACGAUGGAGACAAUACGGCGACGGAAGCGAAGGCGAUGGAAGAGGAUGGCAAGGAGGAAAUAAAACCGGACACGGAUAAGGACGCGGACACGAAGAAGGACGAGGAAGAGAAAAAAGACGAGCCGGCGGUAGCGACCGAUGAAGCGGUUCCACCGGCCGAACCUGUGGUUGUCGAAAGUGUACCUUUUGAUGAAGAUUUUAAAUUUCUGAACCGUUUUACCGAGGAAAAUGAGGAGCUCGUCGCCGAAGGGCUGAAGGGACCGUCGGCGAGGGACUGUUGCGAGCUUAUCAUGACGAUCGGACUUCCGGGAUGUGGAAAAACUAACUGGUUGCAACAGUAUCUGAAGGACAACCCGGACAGCACGUUCACGCUGCUGAGCAUCGAAAGUUUGCUGGAAAACAUGAAGGUUUUGGGUAAAGCUCGCGAACCUUCCAACACUCCCGAGUGGCAAAAGAUAAUCGAGCAGCUGUCUCGCAACAUGGCUCGGUUGAUCGAAGUAGCCUGCAAACGCCGACGACAUUUCAUCAUCGAUCAGACAAAUGUGUUUGCAUCAGAGCAGAAGCGACGCUUGAAGCGAUUCGGUGGAUUUAAGACACGCCGUGCUGUGGCGAUCGUGCCCAGCAUGGAAGAGUACAAACGACGGUAUGAUCUAAAGGUUGCCCAGUACGGCAAGGAAGUACCUGAAACGUCUCUCAAUACAAUGAAGGCCAACAUGUUUGUGCCAUCGCUCGAACAAAACUGGUACACCGAGCUCGUGUUUCCCGAGCUGGCGGAAGCGGAAGCACAGGAAGUGAUCAAAAAGUUCAACGAGGAAGGCCGGAAGCUGUUGCCACCGCGCAGAAACCGUGCCAACCAGUCGAACCGCCAGAAGCACAACAACGCGAACGCGAACAGCAACUACACGUCACGCUGGAACCACAACAAUCGCCAGCAAGGCGGUGGCCAGCAGUACGGCAAGAACCGGUAUGGUGGUGGUGGUGGUGGCGGCGGCCAGGGUGGGGGUUAUGGCAACCGGUACGGUAACAAAUCGACCGACGUGCAGUACGGCCACCACCGUGCUGGGGAUUAUCGCAGCGGCAAUGGAUACGGUCGCCGGGACGAUCAUCAUCGUGGGGGAAAUUAUGGCAGUGGAGGCAACCGGUACGAUUCGUGGACUCGUAAUAGCGGUGGUGGAGGUGGAGGAUAUUACAACGAUCGUGGCUAUUCCAACCGUGGCUAUCAUCAGCAACAGCAGGAUCAUUCCAAUAACCGAUACGAUGGACGUCGUCGCGAUCGUCGGGGAUAUAACAACGGUUCGGGAUGGAAUUCGCAAGGUGGACAGUCGCAGCAGUGGAACAGCUAUCCCAAGUCGGGCAACUCGGAUUCGUGGUACUUAUGGUGGCAAUCGAACCUGAACAACCUACUUGCACCGAACGGCAGCAACGACGACGCAUCCGGUUCGUCCUCGGCCCAAUGGAAUCAGUACGGUGGUGGGGCGCAGCAUUCGUCCUCGUCAUACGGUGGCUACAACUCGAAGGGUUCCGGUGGCGGCGGUGGCGGUUCCACCAGCAUGUCGUAAGCUGGUCGACCUGCAGUGGUUGUGUUUGUGUGUGGUGGUUUUUACUUUCUUUCCUUUACAUCGUUUAAGCUAUCGAACCUGACGUAAAGUUUACCGUAAAAAAUGUAAAUGAAUUGUAGCGCUUGAGCGCGUGUAUGAGUUGCCACCUUUUGCAAAAACAAAAAGAAACAUUAGUAGGAGGAAGCGGAAGUGUUUCCCGGCGCCAGUUACAAAGCACACAAAACAACACGCGGCUAUCGCACGCACGCACGCACGCAUUACGAAUGGUAAACACGCAUUCGAUACACGACACGGGAUCCGUUUCCAUGGCGGAUUGGUUUUGCACCCACAAAAUAGACACCGAAAGCUCCUCUCAAACAUGUGAAGAAAAAAAUAAGCAUGCUACUAGUACACCUGCGUCUCGGUUUGCGGCCCCAAUCUGUUCCCGGGAGUAGUGAGUUUAGGUGGCAUUCAAGAAAACCCACGGUAUGGCCGUUAACAGAAGAGAGUCGUACAUGGGAAGCGUUAUUAACAACACGGGAAGCUUACUUUCCCUUCACGCAGGUCCAGGCUAUGGUAAUCAGGACAAAAACACACAUCCACACAUACAGGUCUCGUUUAGCUGUAAGGGCACGAACAUUUCGGUUUGUGUGUGUUUUUUUUUUGUUUGUUUUUAGGGCAAAGGAUCGAAUUAUGCGAAUUGCGACGACUGACGCGAGUAAGCGGGUGCGACAAAAAAAAGGAAGGGCGUAAUUUAUGUGUAAUAUGUUUUAAAAAUACCUAAGACAAAGCUCGAUGUUCAACAUUAGCACGGUAAGCGGGGAAGCGGAUUGGCCGUUAGGAUUGCUUCUUUUUCUUUUACAUCUAUAAAUAUAAACAUAUGUGUAGUCACCACCCCUUGGGUCACCAUUGGUCUGAGCGCGGGCAAUCCGGGCGCACGUCGUGAUUGCCGUUCUAUCGGUUUUUUUUCUCCUUUGUUUGACUUUUGAUUUCGUUCCUCUCGCGUUCGUCAGCGAGACGACCAUGUUAAAAUAAUUAUACCUAUGUUUGCCGCUCAGUGCUCCUCACCAAUAUAGGUAACCUUAUGUUUAAGGCUUUUAGAUUCGUAUUUUAACUAUUAUUUAAUGCUAGGUGUGCUGCGAGGCCAACCUAUUUUUUACGCGACCCAUGAAGGGGUUUCCCUUUUCGGAAGCAAUUAGGCUCAUUGUGCAGGCAGGCAGACACAGACACACAUGCUGCUGCUGAUGUUUUAGGGCGAUGGAAGGGGCGGCAUGGCGGUUUCUUUCUUUCUUUCUUUAUUUUUUUUUAUUGUUGGAAUACGUUUCCUGCCACCGCAAUCCUUCAGUGCGUUUCCAUCAGCAGCCAACAAGGCGAAGCGUGCUGCUAUUUAGUUGUAGAACUCAAACCGAUAGCGAAUGCGGUACGAAACUAGGCGAGAUGUAGGCUCGGCGGAAUAGGCAGCAGUAAUUCUAUAAUAGGUCCAAAGCUGCGUUGCAGGGAGGGUAGCAGAACGGUUAAUUUAAUAAAAAAGAAAAUUAUGUAAAACACUAUAGCAAAGAGAGAUCCCUCCCUUUGACCGUCACCAUCCCAGAAAAUCCCCAGCAGUACACUUUGGCGUGUGUUAACUCAUCAAAUUUAAAGUAAAACUCAUUCUUAAAAGUAUCUAUGAUUGAAAAUGACAAAAAACCACGUAUAACUAAAAGUUCAUAAAUAAAUGAAGCAACAAAAAAAAGUAAAAAACGAGAAACAAGUCGAAGUGAGGUGAAACAUUAGAUUGAUUGUAAUCGAAAACUGCUACUGAGACAGUGGAGUGAUGCGCCGCUCGCGGGAGUGAGGCCUCCCCGCCCCCUCCGCCGCGUGUGUGUGUGAGACAGAGAGAGAAGGUGUGUGCGAAUUGAUUUUGCAAAUUCAACAGGCCUUUGCCACGGUUGCCACGGCAACGAGCGCAACGGCCACGACAUGUCGCUAACCGCUAUCUAUACUUAAGGUACAAAUAAACGAAAA